CUCUAUUUAAACUAGAAAGAAGCUUUCGUAUUUCUUUCACUCCAAACACAACAUACUGAAAUGGAAGGUGGAGUUGUUCUACUUGAUUUUUGGCCAAGCUCUUUUACCAUGAGAGUAAAAAUUGCCUUGGCCGAGAAGGGGAUAAAAUAUGAGUGCAAGCAUGAAGACUUGUUUAACAAGAGUCCUCUACUUCUAGAAAUGAACCCAGUUCACAAAAAAAUCCCUGUCUUGAUCCAUAAUGGAAAACCCAUUUCUGAGUCUCUCAUCAUAGUCCAAUACAUUGAUGAAGUUUGGAAUCACAAAUCGCCUUUGCUUCCUUCUGAUCCUUAUCAGCGAUCACAGGCCUUGUUUUGGGGAGACUAUCUUGAUAAGAAGAUGUACAGCUGUGGAAAGAGAAUAUGGGUGGGAAAAGAAGACCAAGAGGAAGCAAAGGAAGAGUUAAUGAAAAUCUUGAAGACCAUGGAAGGAGAGCUUGGAGACAAGCUCUAUUUUGGAGGAGACAGCAUUGGGUAUGUGGACGUUGCACUUGUACCCUUCACCAGCUGGUUUUACACUUUCGAGACAUGUGGAAAUUUCAGCAUAGAGGCAGAUUGCCCCAAGCUUAUUGCAUGGGCCAAAAGGUGCAAAGAAAGUGAGAGCGUGUGUAAGGCACUCCCUGAUCCUCUCGAGAUUUAUGGUUUUAUGUUGCAGCUCAAGAAGAGACUUGGGUUAAAUUAGGAAAAGUUACCUUGCUACGUUACAAGAAUAAAGCAUAUCAUGUUCUGUUUCUGUAGCUCUAGAG
Messenger RNA from Theobroma umbraticum, 781 nucleotides. Its product is annotated as putative glutathione S-transferase parA. The record is from RefSeq and is a predicted model, not a curated record. Gene Ontology annotation, biological process: glutathione metabolic process. Gene Ontology annotation, cellular component: cytoplasm. NCBI's taxonomy places the organism in Eukaryota, Viridiplantae, Streptophyta, Magnoliopsida, Malvales, Malvaceae. Gene Ontology annotation, molecular function: glutathione transferase activity.